AUGGAGCAGAUGGUCAUUGACGACCUACUCAGAAAAAACGUCGACGUUGGUGACCACUGCGCUGGAGGGUUAAUCGUUCCUGCUUUAUCAUCAUUGCUGAAGUCUCAUGCCCCGGCAUCUGUCGCACUCGUGCAGCCAAGCGAAACAGGGCAUGGGCUCCAACUAUCCAAAUCAUGGAAUACCGGUCCCUUUACCACACUGGCACUUACGGCGAGCGAUGUCCACAUAUCGACACCCACCACUGUGAGGAGUUGCAGGAGGCACGAUGACCGUCGUCAUCACGCUAUCAGCUACCAUAUUGACCAGGCAAGGGACGAGCCUCACGGACGAUGCAGACACCACACUUGGGACGAAAUCAUGAUACUGCCUGGGCGUCGCCGACAAUACUACCCAGCAAUGUUGGCUUCGCUUCCACCAUGGCAUGAUAAUAGCGCAUACAUGCAGGUCUUGGAAUGGCAUCAGUCACCUUCAAGAUACUGUCUGAACCUCGACAACUUGGUGCCGACAUCCGAUGUCAAAGCUCUCACAGCAAGGUUUGGCGCCGCUACCUCCCAGCGCGAGCGACUGUCCAUACCCAUCAUCCAAGACUGCUUCACUGGUGCCGCCAUCUCAGACACGGCCGCCAUAGUGGCCCAUCUCGAUGAAACGGCUGUGGGCCUGGUCGUUCCUUCUUGGGACCUUAUGCCGGUACCAACAUCAACACCCACUUGGACGAUGAUACCCCACCUUCCCUUCUCCGACGCAGUAAUCGACGCUUUCGCUUUCCUUCCAGCCAUCCCUCCUCCCGUACUGAACGAAAAGGAUGAAAAGUACGAUGGCGGUGUCGGCGGAGUUCCAAAGAUGCAGGUUCCAGAGGGCGAAGUGUGA
This is a messenger RNA of Desarmillaria tabescens, 867 nucleotides long. RefSeq lists its product as uncharacterized. Bases 1 to 867 code for a protein of 288 amino acids. The transcript is spliced from 6 exons. Lineage: Eukaryota; Fungi; Basidiomycota; Agaricomycetes; Agaricales; Physalacriaceae. The record is from RefSeq and is a predicted model, not a curated record.